AUGUCAUGCAGGGAUGCUGCAACCUUCUUUUCUAUUGUACAGAAAAUCUAUGUGUUUUUGUCAGGAUCCACAGUUCGAUGGAAUGUCUCGAAGAAGCACAUUUGUAGACUUACGGUAAAACCUUUGUCUGAUACCAGAUGGUCUUCAAGAAUAGAUGCUAUUCGUCUGUUUAGAUUCCAGGUUGGAGACAUUUUUUAUGCUCUUUUUGAAAUUUCAAGAGAGAACUCUCACACGGCAAUGGCACAGUCUGAUGCUGAAUCUCUUUCAAAAGAACUGAAUAACUUUAAAUUUCUGUGUCGUAUUGUGUUGUGGUACAACAUCCUAAAUAGAAUAAACUUUGUUAGCAAACUUCUCCAAAGUAGAAGUAUGUAUCUUCCAGAUGUAAUAGACAUUCUGGAAUCCACAACCACUUUUUUGAAGAAUUAUUGUUCUAAUAAAUGGUUUGGAGAUUUAUUGGAAGAGGCGAAAGACCUAUCAUUAGAAAUGGAAGUAGAUCCUGUGUUUCCUCUUUUUGUGCAACAAAUUAAAAAAAAGAGGAUGUUUUGUUAUGAAGCACUGGAUGAUCCAAUUUGUGAUCCUGCAAACAAAUUUAAAAUUGAGUGCUUUUACAGCAUUUUGGAUGUGUGUAUUCAUUCUCUUGAUGAGAGAUUUGAGCAAAUUAAGCACAACAGCAAGCACUUCCAGUUUCUUUAUAAUAUACAUAAAUUUAAAGAUGUACCAAGAGAAGCAGUUAUGGAGUACUGUAUAGACUUGCAGAAUCUUUUGACUAAUGAAAGCUCAGAAGAUACUUAUCUGGAUGGAGCACAACUUUGUGAGGAAAUUACAAUAUUGGCUCCUAUCUUGAGGCCUACAAUGACACCCAAUCAAAUUCUAGCUUAUGCACUUAAAAAUGGCUUUAUUCCCAAUGUGUCUAUUGCACGUCACAUAUUGUUGACAUUGCCGAUAUCUGUUGACUCUGGGGAACGAAGCUUUUCAAAGCUGAAGUUAAUAAAGAAUUAUCUUCGGUCCUCUAUGUCUCAAGAGAGAUUGGUGGGACUUGCAAUGAUUUCCAUUGAAAAUCAAAUUGCAAAAGAGAUUGACUUUAAAACUUUGCUUCAUGAUUUUGUAAAUGCGAAAGCAAGAAUGGUUACGUUUUUGUAG
Molecule: messenger RNA, 1140 nt
Organism: Pelobates cultripes (western spadefoot toad)
Lineage: Eukaryota; Metazoa; Chordata; Amphibia; Anura; Pelobatidae
Source: the annotation of a GenBank genome assembly